CGUUUCAAAAUACAAAUUAUUUUUCAUACAAAAACCCAUAAGUUUAACUGCAGACGCUAAUUUAAUGCCAAGUGUAGUUGCAAUAUUUUGAUAAAUGUUUCAGAUUACAGUUUUGAUUUUACUGUAUACCCCCAAUGAAAAUAACUCGUUGCAUGGAAGCAGCUAUAAAAAUGAGCGUUUCUUUAAACUGUGCAGUUUAAAAUACUUAUCACAAGUUUGAAAAUAAAGAAAAGAAGAAAAUGGAUACAACAAUGAGUACUUCAUUGCCUACGUUUGGCAACAGUAUGCUGCAAUUGACGUUUGGGUGGACGGACUAUCUACUAUUUAGUGGCUUACUUGGCAUCAGCCUUUUAGUAGGAUUUUACUUUGGUUUUUUCAGCAAACAAGAUAGUGCAUCUAAAUAUUUGUUUGGUGGAAAACACAUGUCGUACAUUCCUGUCUUUACGAGUAUUUUAGCAAGCAUGUUGUCAGGUAUAACAUUUUUGGGAAUACCCACAGAGGUGUAUUUUCAUGGGGCGCAAUUCAUCGUUACUCUUAUUCCAAACUUUCUCUGUUGCCUAAUAAUAGCUCACGUGAUAAUACCCUUAUUUUAUGAUCUCAAACUCUCUAGUAGCUACGAGUAUUUGCAGCUAAGGUUUUCUAGAUCCAUCCGAAUGUUGGCAUCAACUUUGUACAUCGUAUCGUUAUUAUUGUACAUUCCAGUAGUUAUGUACGUUCCAGCACUUGCUUUUUCACAAGUCACGGGCUAUGGAAUCCACACAAUAACGCCAGUGUUUAGUAUUGUUUGCAUCACUUAUACAACUAUGGGUGGAGUUAAAGCAGUUAUUUGGACAGAUACAAUCCAGUUUUUUUUCACUAUUGGCAGCUUAUUUACCGUACUUAUUAUUGGAAUAUAUGGUCUUGGUGGUUUUUCUAACAUCUAUAAUAUAGUUAAUGAAGGAGGAAGACUUGACAUUUUUGACUCAAAUAUGAGUCCAUUCGGAAGAAAUACAUUUAUGGGAUUGACAUUUGGAAUGCUUUUCGGUCACCUGAGUCGUAUCGGGAUUGGUCAGAAAUUCAUUCAAAGAUUUCUAUCCAUUGAAAAAAAGGCUGAUAUUAAAAAAGCUGUUUACUUAAUGAUGUUUGGCUGGCAGGUAUUACUAACAAGCUGUAUUUUAACUGGUCUCAUAGUUUAUGCAAAAUAUCAUAGCUGCGAUCCUCUAAGUGCUAAGCUAGUUCACCGAAACGAUCAAACUUUACCCUAUUACGUAAUGGACGUAGCUCGAAACAUUCACGGACUACCAGGAAUUUUUCUGGCUGGCUUAGUCAGUUCAGCAUUGUCCACGAUGAGUGCAAGUCUGAACAGUCUCUCUGGUAUUAUUUACGAAAAUUUCGUAGAUCGGUGGAUUCCAGAAACGUCAAAGAAAGAUGCUACAGCUGCUUGUAUAAUGAAGUGGAUCUCUGUACUGAUUGGUGCAAUAACAAUCGCCCUGAUUUUUGUAAUCGAGCAUCUUGGCACCAUCUUUGAAAUUGCAAAUAGUCUGAGUACAAUUGUAGACGGACCUCUGCUUGGUCUGUUUGUCGCUGGCAUGUUCUUCCCGUGGGUAGGAACAAAAGGUGCCAUCAUUGGUGGGAGUGUCGGUCUUACCAUUAUGGCUUGGAUCGUUGGUGGUACUCAGUGGCACAUAAUUAAUAAGCGUAUACAUCAUUCAGUCUUGCCAACUUCAACCGAAGGAUGUCCUUAUCCACUGAAUGAAACUGUAACGUCAGUGACUUCGAAGCCUCUGGCACCCGAGGACGAGCCGUGGCUGAUCUUUAGACUAUCCUUUUUGUAUCUGAUAUUUGUGGGCAUGACCAUCACAGUAAUCAUUAGCCUAAUUGCAAGUUGGGUUGCUGGAGAAACGGAUCUGCAGAAAAUUGAUCCCCGACAUGUCGUCCCGUUUGUUAAAAGGUUUUUGCCGAAAAAAAAUUAUGUAACUGUACCAUUAAAAGAUAUUAUACCAGAAAAAGUUAUGCUGUGAAUAUUAAAAGAACAUUAUUUUGAAGAUUAUCAUGAAACAAAUGUAAUACACGUGAUUGGUAAAAUACAACUAUUUCUCAACUUUUUUUUUUACUUACAACUCUUACAUUGGACAA
Messenger RNA from Copidosoma floridanum, 2115 nucleotides. RefSeq names its product sodium-coupled monocarboxylate transporter 1-like. Gene Ontology annotation, biological process: transmembrane transport; sodium ion transport. Gene Ontology annotation, cellular component: membrane. The record is from RefSeq and is a predicted model, not a curated record. NCBI's taxonomy places the organism in Eukaryota, Metazoa, Arthropoda, Insecta, Hymenoptera, Encyrtidae. Gene Ontology annotation, molecular function: symporter activity.